Molecule: messenger RNA, 1514 nt
Organism: Cyprinus carpio (common carp)
Lineage: Eukaryota; Metazoa; Chordata; Actinopteri; Cypriniformes; Cyprinidae
Exons: 9
Coding region: 34-984 (316 amino acids)
Source: RefSeq, a predicted model, not a curated record
CUCCACUUUGGAUUUGAAAUCAGCAAUAUAACCAUGACAGAGAAGCUUGAACUCAGGAAUGGCACCCACCUGUUAAUACAAGACUCUAUAAACUCAUUGCUGGGCAAGAUCCUUCUCAGUAACUCAUCAGCGCCUAUCAUUAAGUUCCAACCAGCUGAUUUCACGGGUAAUUCCACAGUAAUUAAGGCCAAUGUAGAGUAUGUUUUCUCACCAAGUGACAUCACGCAACCCAGCAUCUUUGUUCAGGAACUUCUCCAACUUAAUGAAGCGAGCACUCUGACAAGCACAACUUCACCACCGAUCUUGACUAGGAGGGCAAUUAUUAAGAUUCGUCUGGAGUUUAUCACACUGGGCCCAAGACCAAGUGAGAGUAAUGUUCUACAGGUGGUUAAAUCUAUGCUGGCCACAAAUCUCACAACUAAACUAACCACGAGAGUAACAAGCGUGAGCGAACCUGUGACCUUGAAUAAUGUUGUGUGUAUCGGAAUUAAUGACACCGCCUACGCACUGAUUUUUGCAUUCGAAAUGAACAAAGUAUUACUGACAGAGAUACAAAGGCAAGAAGCCUACAAAGAAAUCCAAAACAAGAUAAAUGAUUUGGUGAAGCAGAUACUAAAGGACCCCUCGGUUAAUCUGCUCAUUCCAGCCGAUUUCAAGGAUGAUCUCCUUGUGAUCGAGGCCAAUGUUACGUAUGUUUUCUCAGAACGUAACAGCAACACGGGCUCCGGUUUCUUGGUCAGUGCCCUUUUCAAGGCUUUUACCACACCAGCUCCAACCACCAUGAACACUACAAUCUCAAACAACAGUACUAAUGCAGCAUGGAUUGUGGCUAUCAUUGUCCCCUGUGCUAUUGUCAUCGGGCUCGUACCUUGCUGGAUUCUCCUUUGCUGUUUGCUGUGUGGUUGCUGUGCAGCAAUCAGAAGACGUUGGCACAGAAGACAGUCGUACAAUGUGCAGUACACCACUCGAAACAGUCUCUUCUAAAGAGUUCCGAGAUAUUUGACAAAAACAGGACUGAAAACCAAUGAGAACAUAAAAAUCAUGGAUUUUGGAUGCUAUCAAUACUGCUUCUUUUGUAGUAUUGAAAGUACUAUGUUAAUGCUUCUUUAUAAACUAUUUAUUUUAUUAUCCUAGACAAACAGGUCCUCCAUAAAAUAUUCCUUAAUGUGACAUUUUAAUACGUCCUAUAGUCUAUAAUGAAAUUGUAUUAUUGUUAUUUAUUUGUAUUUAUUUGUAAUAUUCUGUUUAUGUUUACAGUUAAUCUUUUGCAAAUCAUUAGUCUGCUUGACAUUACACAUUUUAAUUUAAAGGGACAAAAGGUAGAACAUUAGCUAUUAUUUAUUCAUACUCCAUGCACUUUAACUUUAUAAAUGUAAAGCAAGCUUGUGAUGUAAAGGAAAUGCAAAAAAGCUCAUUUAUGUAAGUCAUUGGCAUGAACAUGUUAAACUGAAAAAUAAAUAAGAAAAAAAAAACUGUAAUAAAAAUACUAGAUCAAUAAAGAAUACUGAAAAAUA